AUGGCAAGAGACUGCCCAAUGAAGAUUUUGCGACGUGUGGAGACUGAGAACAAGGAUAAGGAUAAGUCUUACGCGGAUGCUUUGAGUGGGUUCUCAGCCUCUGGGGACAAGGCAGUAGAGGAGCAGACUCCAGGGGCUGGGAAUCCUCAGGAGCCCGAGGUGAUGCCUGAUUUAGAAUCUUCCCCGAGACCCACCCCAACACGCCCGUGGGCCGAGGAAAUGGACAGUGAAUUAAGUAACUCUGAUAGUGAUAGCUUGAUUAUAGAUGUUCAGGAAGAUCAAAACUGGAAACAAAUUGUACGUUAUAAUGUUGUUAUUCAUGGUUAUUUUUUGUCAGUUUCGACUAGGUUGUUUGUCUAUGUUUUUUGGCAAGGUACCCCGAAUUUCACUCACUAUGCUUUACAAAGUAGUGAACUGUUUUAUAUGUGUGGACUCGUUUGUGUUCACAUCGCCUAUCAGUCGAGUGAUUUUUCACUCAUGUCUGUCACGCAGUCUGGGCGUUUAUGUUUGCUUCGGUGUUGUGUCAGUCCAGACACUAAUAUACGCACUGUUGAGCAGGCAAAAAUUUACGAAAAUCUUGGUGUUCUGGCUCUAGCUGCUCAACAGGGGUGGGGAUUAUUUUAUUUAAUCGUUUAUGUGUUGUGA
Messenger RNA from Lottia gigantea (owl limpet), 645 nucleotides. RefSeq lists its product as hypothetical. Lineage: Eukaryota; Metazoa; Mollusca; Gastropoda; Lottiidae. The record is from RefSeq and is a predicted model, not a curated record. The coding region runs from base 1 to 645 and encodes 214 amino acids. The transcript has 4 exons.